Molecule: messenger RNA, 491 nt
Organism: Fusarium oxysporum Fo47
Lineage: Eukaryota; Fungi; Ascomycota; Sordariomycetes; Hypocreales; Nectriaceae
Product: mitochondrial 54S ribosomal protein bL36m
Exons: 2
Coding region: 61-360 (99 amino acids)
Biological process (GO): ribosome biogenesis; translation
Cellular component (GO): ribosome; mitochondrial large ribosomal subunit
Molecular function (GO): structural constituent of ribosome
Source: RefSeq, a predicted model, not a curated record
CAACUGUUCAAGGAUAGAACCUUUCUCUGACCAGAGUCGUCCGCCUCAGAAUCAACCACGAUGGCUUCAUUUCUUCGCGCCUUCUCGCUAUCAGUGAGAUCAUUGACCCCAAGCAAUGCCAUGGGCGCUUUUGCGACUCGCGCCAACUGGUCGCUUUUUGCCAGCCCCUCAACGACGCCCAUCUCUCGAGCACUCGGAAACGGUUUGAUGCAACAGACUCGCGGCAUGAAGGUUCACAGUUCGGUAAAGAAGCGAUGCGAGCACUGCAAGGUUGUCCGACGGAAAGCCGGCAAGCGACAUAACGGAUACUUGUAUAUCAUCUGCAAGGCGAACCCUCGACACAAGCAACGACAAGGUUAAUUCCGAAUGACGAGAUACGGGAGAAUAUGUACGAUAUGUGUGAACGAACUGCGAAUCGGACAUUGCUAGACGGGGCGACGGGAAGCAUUGCGCAUGAUAGAACGAACGAAACACUGGGCGAUUCUUUCAGC